Messenger RNA from Trematomus bernacchii (emerald rockcod), 3303 nucleotides. RefSeq lists its product as uncharacterized. The record is from RefSeq and is a predicted model, not a curated record. Bases 18 to 2663 code for a protein of 881 amino acids. Lineage: Eukaryota; Metazoa; Chordata; Actinopteri; Perciformes; Nototheniidae. Gene Ontology annotation, molecular function: serine-type endopeptidase inhibitor activity. Gene Ontology annotation, biological process: negative regulation of endopeptidase activity. The transcript is spliced from 19 exons.
UUAUAAUGCAGUGAUUUAUGUUCUGCUCUGUAUCAGACACAAUGGCGACAUCACCCCCAUCCAAGAUAUCCAAGGCCAACACCACCUUCGCUCUGGACCUUUUCAAAAAGCUCAGUGAUGCCGACAAGACCGCAAAUAUCUUCUACUCCCCCUUCAGCAUCUCUUCAGCCCUGGCUAUGGUGAUGCUGGGGACCGGGGGCAACACAUCCUCACAGAUGUCAGAGGUCCUGCGUUUUACUGAGAAAGGGCAACCAGAGCAGACAGGAGCAGAGACAAUGCAGUCGCAGAUGCAGUCGCAGAUGCAUCAGUCCACCAUUCUGCCGGAGUGUGUGCGCAAGUUCCUGCCACCUCAGAAUGAUGAAGAGGAUGUCCACGCAAGCUUCUCCAAACUAAUGAGUAAGCUCAUCAAGGACGACGCUCCGUAUGCCCUCAGCCUUGCCAACAGGCUUUACGGAGAGCAGUCCUACCAGUUUGUUGAGCAUUUCUUAGCAGAAACCAAAAAGCACUACGGCGCUGAUCUGGAGUCUGUGGACUUCAAAGCCAGCGCAGAAGCAGCCAGGGUCAACAUCAACAAAUGGGUGGAGGAUCAGACUCAAGAUAAAAUUAAGAAUCUGCUUGCCAAGGGUGUGGUGGGUAGCCUGACCACGUUGGUGCUGGUCAACGCCAUCUACUUCAAAGGGAAAUGGGAGACACAGUUCAAGAAGUAUUCUACUGUUGAUGCUCCGUUUAAAAUGAACAAGAAUGACACUAAAUCGGUGAAGAUGAUGGAACAGACCAGUAAAUUUGGUCUCUCCUCAAUUCGCGAGGCCAACUGCCAGAUCCUGGAGAUGCCUUAUAAAGGGAAAGACCUCAGCAUGCUGAUCUUCCUGCCCAAUGAGAUCAAGGACGAGACAACGGGCCUUGAGAAGCUGGAGAAGGAGCUGACCUAUGAGAAAUUUGUGGAGUGGACUCGCUCAGACAUGAUGGGUAAAACUAAGGUGAACGUGAGGCUGCCUCGAUUCAAGAUGGAGGAGUCGUAUAGCUUGAAAGACAUCCUGAUCAGCAUGGGCAUGAUGGACGCUUUUGAUGUCACGAUGAGUGACUAUUCUGGCAUGUCCAAGGCAAACGACCUGGUCCUGUCAGCAGUCGUCCACAAGGCUUUUGUGGAUGUCAACGAGGAGGGAACUGAGGCUGCUGCUGCCACUGCUGGAGUCAUUUCAGUAACCUCAGUGCAAUUUCCGCCUGAGUUCCACGCAGACCACCCCUUCCUCUUCUUCAUCCGACACAACCCCUCCAUGAGCAUCCUCUUUGCCGGCCGAUACAGCUCCCCUGACUUCAAACACAAGACUUCCUGUGACGGAAAGACUCCUGAACACUCGAAGUCUAUCAGAAAAGUGUCUAACAACACCAUGGCAUCACCAACCCCUCUAUCCAAGGCCAACACCACCUUCGCUCUGGCUUUGCUCAAACAGCUAGGCGAUAACGACAAUGCCGCGAAUGUCUUCUACUCCCCCUUCAGCAUCUCCUCAGCCCUGGCUAUGGUGAUGCUGGGGACCAGGGGCAACACAUCCACACAGAUGUCAGAGGUGCUCUGCUUUACUGAGGCAGAUAAGUCGCGGCAUUGUGGAGGAGAGCAAAUGCAAAUGGGAAUGGAGCAGCAGCAGAAAGUCAACGCCAUGCUGCCACCAUAUCUGCGGAAGAUGUGCCUGAAAACCAAGGGCUUGCAGGAUGAGGUCCAUACGAGCUUCGCUGAACUGCUGUCAGAGCUGAACAGGGAAAACGCUCCGUUUGCCCUCAGUGUCGCCAACAGGCUGUACGGGGAGCAGUCCUACAAGUUUGUUGAGGAUUUCUUAGGGAAAACCAAGAAGCACUACAAUGCAGAGCUGGAGUCUACGGACUUUGUGAACAGCUCAGAAGUGGCGAGAGGCAACAUCAACAACUGGGUGGAGCAGAUGACACAAGGUAAAAUUAAGGAUCUGUUGGCCAAGGGAGUGGUGGACAGCAUGACCAGGAUGGUGCUGGUCAAUGCCAUCUACUUCAAAGGCAACUGGGACAAACAGUUUGAGGAGAGCAAAACUGUGGAUUCUCAGUUUAGACUCAACAAGAAUGGCACCAAACCAGUGAAGAUGAUGAACAUGAAAUCAAAGUUCCCUUUCACCUACAUCUCUGAAGCCAGCUGCCAGAUCCUUGCGAUGCCUUACAAAGGAAAGGAGCUCAGCAUGCUCAUCUUUUUGCCCAAGGAUAUAGAGGACAGUACAACAGGUCUGGAGAAGCUGGAGAAACAGCUGACCUAUGAAAACUUUACCGAGUGGACUCGUCCAGAGAUGAUGGAUAAUGUUGAGGUCAUGGUGGGGCUGCCUCGUUUUAAGAUGGAGGAGUUGUAUGAUCUGAAAAAUGUCCUGGUCAGCAUGGGCAUGGCAGAUGCCUUCGACAUGGCAAUGAGUGACUUCUCAGGCAUGUCCCCUGGAAACGACCUGGUUCUGUCAAAAGUUGUCCACAAGGCUUUUGUGGAGGUCAACGAGGAGGGAACUGAGGCUGCUGCUGCCACUGCUGCGAUCAUGAUGCUGCGAUGUGCCCCGAUGCGGCCAGAGCGCUUCGUUGCAGACCACCCCUUCCUCUUCUUCAUCCGACAUAACCCCUCCAUGAGUGUCCUCUUUGCUGGCAGAUACUGCUCCCCUGAGUGAGCUCUACAUAGUUAAGAGCAGUGGUUCUCAACUAAAGGGGGUGUAACCUCAUAAUGUAGAACGAUGAGUGGUGUUGGAUUUUUUUAAACUGUUGCUUCUGGUCUCCAUCAUUCCUUAUAUGAGUGAAUAAAAUAUUCUGUGUUAAUCCUGAUUAUUAGGUUUGUACACAGUUUGUGUUUUGCACCUAAUAUCUUCAGCCUUAAGACCUUGAUUACCUUAUGUCUGUAAUGGAAGUAUGGCCCUUUUUGCUGCAGCCUUACACCUUACCCUAUUUAAUCUAUACCAAUCACGUCUAAAGUCUAUAUCAUCUAAAACACCCUUUGCAAGAAUUGCCUUUAUCACAAUUUCCAUGUUGUUCAUUUUUUAACUGCCAGACCUGAACUAUACUUUUUAACACGUAAUUCUGCAAGAUUCUUGGCACUUUAUCUACAGAAAAUACACUUUCAGCAUUUUAUAUGUUCAGUUAACCAAAGAAAGAAUGGGAUUACAGCAUAUUUUCAGAUAGAUACGUAUGCAAAUUCUAAAUAUAUUCUAUAAAAAGCAAAAGCUUACAUGAGGGUUUAAACUGGUGUCGAAUCCAUGUCCUUUUUAUGUAUACUUGUGUUUUACAAAUGAAAUAAAAAAGUGUGCCGUUUCCAAA